AUGAGCGAGAAACAAGCCUGCCACCCAGAAGCAUGCGCGAUCCAGUCGUGCAUCAUGAAGAACAACUACGACGAGUCGCGCUGCCAAAAACAGAUCGAAGCCCUCUAUCGCUGCUGCAGCAACAUGUACGAAACGGCAGAGAGGGAGGGAAAGAACCCGGAGAGUGAUUCAUGUCCUCUGAAAUCAGUGGUGGAACGGCGGAUGAAGAGUUUCGCAAAGUAG
Cryptococcus wingfieldii CBS 7118 is the source of this 222-nucleotide messenger RNA. RefSeq lists its product as hypothetical. The record is from RefSeq and is a predicted model, not a curated record. Lineage: Eukaryota; Fungi; Basidiomycota; Tremellomycetes; Tremellales; Cryptococcaceae. The transcript is spliced from 2 exons. Gene Ontology annotation, cellular component: mitochondrial intermembrane space. Bases 1 to 222 code for a protein of 73 amino acids.